AUGGAAGCGCCACGAUCCGGAUUCCGUUCUCCUUCAGAAGUCGGCUUCAGCGCCCACUCCAACGGCCUUAUAAAACGCGCUCAACAGCUUGCGGUUUCCUUCGUCUUCAGCAGCGCGCAUCGCUUAAUUAAUUAGAUGCUUAAUAAAUUCAUUUUCAUAUUCACAUGUGUAAGUCUUACUGUAGCAUUGUGUCAUUCGUUUGUUUCGUAUUUUAGACGCAAUUUGGGUGGGCGGUUAAAUAUCCGAAUGAAAUUGUCGACAAUCCGAUCGUGACGUGCGAGCCGGACAGGAUCAAUGUCAAGGUAAAACAUGUCUUUUCUUGAUCUACCGUAUAAUUUUCAUAACAAUCCAUAUAUCUUGCUUUUUUCAAUUUUUUCAUAAAAAUUCAAUUUUGUCGCAUAAUUUUUUUUGCUUAUUUUUCACAGAUCCGUACCUCCACAGCGAAUCCGUCGCAUAUUUAUGCCGAGGACUUCCACCAUUCAGCCAAUUGUAUGACCCGGAAUUCGAAUACUUUGAGUAUCUUACACAAUGACUGUGGAAUGACUCAAGAAAGGAUGGUAACACACUUUUUGCAUCAUAACUUGGAUAGCAAAACCUCUGCUUAUGCUGUAUUCGCUUCGUUUUUCUUGCAGGACAACCCUCCCGGGAUCAUGCAUCGUAUUUGUAUCUCGGUCCAGAUCCAUCCCUUAUUUGUCACCGAUUCUGAUCGAUCUUACUGCGCACAGUGCGUGUACAUGGACAGUAAUGUGGUCGAGGGAUUGGAACAGAACCUCUCGAUCAGGUUUGUCAUUACUUCUACGUCUUCUACUCAAGUUUUAUUACUUUUUAAUCGCGAAACUUCAGUGAGAUAGCACCGAGCGAACUGGAGCCCCAAUUCGACCCUGGAUACAGUCCUCAAUGUGUUUAUUCGAUCCGAAAAGGAUCCUUUGAUGGGCCUGAAGUGCAUGCAGCGGUCGUGGGAGAGACUGUCUUCCAUGUUUGGCAAUGUUCUAAUGGUAAAAUUUCUAUUUCGCUUGUAUAUCAUCUUUUUUUAUCCCCUAUUUUCUAAUAUUACAUAAUUCCCCUUAGAAAACGUUGGAAUAUUAGUUCAAAACUGUAAUGUGGAGGACCUGCAAGGCGAGAAGAUUCUUAUUAUCGAUCAGCGAGGGUAAGGGCCAUCAAUUUUUAUAUAAUUAUACCAUACUUGAUAUUACUUUAGAUGCGGAGUUGAUCAAUAUCUCUUCAAAACCCCGCAAUACUCUUCCAAUCUCCAAACCGCCUUCUUAGUAAGUAAUUACAGUAUACUGAAGUACCUCUACGACCUUUUUCAGGAGUCGAAUGUGUUUAAAUUUGUGGACAAAUCCAUGACAAGAUUCCGUUGCCAGAUCAGACUUUGUUUGAAAAACAAAGGAAAUGGAUGUCAAGGAAUAACUGUAUGCGAUGCUUGAUAGCCUUACUACCUAACGGAACUAUUAAGUAAUUUAUUUUUAUAGCCACCAAAUCACUGUCCAAGCUUGGAUGAGUUUGAUCAAGAGCUGGUCUCAUCUUCACCUUUAUUGGUCGAAGACAUUACCCAAUCCAGGUCAGAACCCGUCUUGAGAUCCUCUACAGAUCAGCCUCGAGGACCUCCGGGGAUCAAACCGCCAAUCGGGUUGAGUACGGCGCAAGUUGUGAACCGCGGACAACCAGUUGCGGUGGUGAGGAGUGGUUACAAGUAGGUCGCACCACCUGUUUCAGCCCAUUAACUUAUGCUGGAAUUAUGUCAUAACCCCUAACGCUUUCGGCUAGCCUUGUCUGACAUAAUUUCCGCGACAUUUUAAUCGUUUAGUUAUCCCAGUUAUCCUAUUAGAAGUAAACGCGCAACUACCGUAUCCACCAAUGCUACAGUACCCCUGAAGCGACCCAAAAGAACGAUCAGUGUUCAGGCCAACAUGAGGAAGGAAGAGGAAGUCUCCGAAGUGGACGUAGUCGGAUUAAUCAGGGUUUUGGAUAACCCCGAGGACCUCGAAUAUUAUGCUGAACAAAGGAACGAAAAGGAAUUCAACGAGGCCAAAGGGCAGAAAUGCAUGGCCUCAGGGCUUUAUUGGACUCUCAUUGGGACGAUUGUGUUACUGUUCAGCGUUCAAGGGGCGGUGGCCUUUUUUAUUUUUAGGGAUCGAUUCGCCCUCAGGAAGUCGAUUUUACAUAGGUGGAAUUAG
Messenger RNA from Bursaphelenchus xylophilus (pine wood nematode), 2177 nucleotides. The record is from the annotation of a GenBank genome assembly. Lineage: Eukaryota; Metazoa; Nematoda; Chromadorea; Rhabditida; Aphelenchoididae.